UGAACAGACACGGAAAUGAGCUCAGAGCUUAGGAAACUUGCCCCAGGUCGCAAAUUAAAUUGGUGUCAAUGUAGAAGUGAACACAGCCUCAAACUGGAAACGGUCCAAAAGGCUGCAAGAGAAAAGAUCACAGCUCUUUCCAAGGCUCGAAGUGUUCGUCUCUAAGCAGUUACUGGAAGACUGUGCCAGACUUCCCCUUCAUCUUUAUCCUGUGAGCAAGCGGCAUAGUGGAUUAGUCAUUUUCUCUCUUACAGGUGACUGAGGAUGUUUCUCACGUCCUACUACUGGUUUCAUUGUCCCAAGGAUUUCAUUUGAAAGGCGGGGCACUCCUUCACUUCCCUCCACCCCAACCGGAGACUGGAGUCUGGACCAAUGAAAGCAUAGAACCUCAUUUACUGGCACUAAGAACUGGCACUAUUUAAGUGGUAGCAAGAAUGGGCUGUGAACCGCGUCGGCUUUCUCCACAAAGGGGCAAGCUAUCAUCCGAUCUGUGGCAUCACUGAGCUGAAGAGAGGGAACAGAGGAAAGACUGCAGGACUCCUGGUGCCACUAUGUCCUGUGAAAAGUGUGCAAAAUACAUCGGAUACUGUCUGGUGUCGGCUGCUGUCUUCUGCAUCGUAGCUAAUGCUUUGCUCUACUUUCCUAAUGGGGAAACAAAGUAUGCUACCGAGGACCACCUCAGCCGCUUUGUGUACUACUUUGCCGGCGUUGCAGGCGGAGGCCUGCUGAUGCUCCUGCCAGCGUUUGUGUUCAUUGGGCUGGAGGAAGAGGACUGCUGUGGAUGCUGCGGCUUUCAAAACUACGGCAAGAGAUGCUCGAUGCUUUCUUCUGUACUGGCUGCUCUGAUUGGAAUCAUAGGAUCUGGCUACUGUGUCAUUGUGGCAUCGCUGGGUUUGGCAGAGGGACCAAAGUGCAGCGAUGACAAUGGAGUAUGGAACUACACCUUUGCCAGCACUGAGGGACAGUACCUACUGGAUUCCUCGACGUGGUCCAAGUGCUAUGAGCCCAAGCAUAUUGUGGAGUGGCAUGUGACUCUAUUUUCUAUCCUCUUGGCUUCCUCUGCGAUUGAAUUCAUCUUGUGUCUCAUUCAAGUGAUAAAUGGAGUACUAGGAGGCACAUGUGGCUAUUGCUUCUCUCGCCAACAGCAAUAUAACUGCUAAAAGAGAACACAAGACAGAACCGUGUGCUUCCUGUAUUUCACUGUAAUUUGCAAAUUUUACCUGUGUUGUGAGACUUUGCACCUUGUGUCAUAGCCCACCCUUUCUGCUUUUAUAAGGAAAUGUGCUGACAUCAUGACAUGAUGUCAGUGUUUACAUUCAUAAAACAAACUUUGCUUUGAAGAACAAGGCAGCAAACUGCACUCACUCGGAAGGGAUUUUACAGACUUAAUGACUGUUCUCAGCAUAGCUGAGAUAAACUCUUCAAUGUUUGAGAUAAAAAUCAUAUCUAACUAUUGCACAUACAUGCAUUUGUUCUUUUAAUAAAAGAUCUCUGGCUUCCUUUUUAAGACCAAGAAGGACCAAAAAAAAAUUCUGAAGAGAUAUAUUUUACUGUUUAUAUGCUGUUUUCCAUUUGUACGUGAACAAAUCUCUAAGAGACUUUCUGAAGUGAGAGAAAACUUGCCUGGAUUUGGAAAUCUCACUGAGAAAGCGCUAACCCAAGUAUGGGAGAGGAAAUAUGUGAAACUGACAGCGGCCGUGAACACUACUUGAGGCUGAAGUUUUCUAGCAUGUAGAAAGCUUUCUGUCCUUCAAAGACAAAGACUGUUUCUGUCAACAGGAAGGUCAAGGUAGUUAGACGAGAAGGAAAAUGAGACAUGGAAUAAAGCAGUUGAUCACCAUGGUGGGAAAAUGGGAGAGGUAGAACAGGGUCAGGAAACUCACAUGGGAAAGCUUCCCAAACUUGCCUUUGAGCAUAGAAUUAAGUAUUUGCUACCAUUCAGCUGUGAUUUUAGUUUUAUGUCUGAAGUGACACCCUCUCUCAUCAGGCAAUUUAUCGGAGUCAUGUAGAGAGGACUCCUUCCUAACACUUAGAAAGUUCUAUUACCUUUUCUGGAAGACAAAAGACGUUUUCAGAAUAUGGGCUUUUGCGUGUGGAGAUCCGGUUUCUAACUUAAUAGAAUUUGAUUUGAAAGGAUACACACAGUGAAUACACCCAGUAGGACAAGGCAAUGGUAUUGUCCACAGCUUCUGGUUUUCCAUCCCUGUCUGUGGACUGUGGUCUACAGGUUGGGUGGCAUCUAUGCAAAGGGCUUGCUUUCCUCUGGAUCAUCUUUCCUGCUUUCCCUGCCUUAUUCCCUCUUCUUCCUUUUCUAUCAACAGAUAACCAUGGCUAUGCUAUCCUUCGAGGCUAUCAAAUCAGCUAAAUAUCUUUCUUUCUGCUGGGUGCUCCAAUAAUCAAAGUAGUAGGUAAGGUAGCAUGUUUUUCUCUCUUAGUGCACAAACUACACCUCGUUAUUUGUUUGUUUGUUUGUUUGUUUAUUAAUGUAAAAGGAUCCCUUAACCUACUACUUGGCAGAACUACCUAGAGGGAGACAGAACUGUGUAUUUGCUCACAGUUUCAGAGCUUUCAGUCUGGGGUCAUGGACUGCACUGAUAAUAGGCCUGUGGUAAAGCAGAACAUCAUUGGGGUAGGAGCAUAGAUCACUUCAUGGUAGAUAGGAAGCAGGUAGAGCAAGGUGCUGUGUGUGAGACGUAACCUUCAGAUGUAUGUCCUCCAACAACUUCCUCCAAUUAAGUCCCACUUCUAAAGUUUCUACUGUCUCCUAAAACCAUUCAAGGACCAACUGUUAAAUAAACACUUUCAGAUAAUAAUGAUUAAGAUUUUAUACAGAGGGCUUGACUUUGGUUGUUUAUUGUCCUGGAUAACAGACAAGAGAGUUAAUAAAGGGUUUUGCUUGCUAUUAGACAGGCACAUUCUUCUUUUAGGCAAGGUACCUGCUGUGGUGCCUGACCCAAAGUUGUAACGUCUUUGUGCUAUGAUCCCUUGGCAAUCUGGUGAAAGCUGGAGACUUUUUAUAAUAUCUAUAAGCACAUAAAAUAAAACAUAUAGACAUAAGAAGUAAAUUAACACAUUGGAAUAUUUUAUCAAAGAAAUUAGAAGUGGGCCUAGAGAGAUGGCUCAGUGGUUAAGAGCACUGAUUGCUCUUCCAGAAGAUCUAUUUUUGAGUUCUAGCACUCAAACUGCAGCUCCCAACCAUCUGUAACUCCAGUGUCAGUGGAUCCAAUGCCUUUUUCUGGCUCCACAGGCAUCACCUACAUGUGGUGCAGAGACAUACAUGCAGGUAAAACAUUCAUCCACAUAAAUAAAAAUUUUAAAAAAAGUCAAAA
Molecule: messenger RNA, 3329 nt
Organism: Grammomys surdaster
Lineage: Eukaryota; Metazoa; Chordata; Mammalia; Rodentia; Muridae
Gene: Tm4sf1
Product: transmembrane 4 L six family member 1
Exons: 5
Coding region: 552-1160 (202 amino acids)
Cellular component (GO): membrane
Source: RefSeq, a predicted model, not a curated record